Messenger RNA from Sebastes umbrosus (honeycomb rockfish), 4666 nucleotides. Its product is annotated as calcium-independent phospholipase A2-gamma-like. Gene Ontology annotation, cellular component: membrane. Gene Ontology annotation, biological process: arachidonate metabolic process. The coding region runs from base 1203 to 3935 and encodes 910 amino acids. The transcript is spliced from 9 exons. The record is from RefSeq and is a predicted model, not a curated record. Lineage: Eukaryota; Metazoa; Chordata; Actinopteri; Perciformes; Sebastidae.
CUUUUUGUAUUUUGCUUUUCUUUUCCACAACAGUAAUCUAAAUGACUGUAAUGCAUUUCAGGUUUGCUUUAGAUUACAGCCUGUAAAUUACUGGAUAAUUAUUUAUACACACAGUAUCAGUAAAAUACUUAUUGGCUACGACAAAUGUUAGGGAAUAAGGGGGUGUUUGUGCAUUUUGUGUUUAAGAAUGACGUAGAAAUAAAAGUAUUUUUUUUUUAAUUUUCAGUACCUAUUAAGUAAUUGCAGGGUACAGUUAUGUUUUUAUUGAGUAACAGGGUACAAUGGGGUAACAGCGUUGGUAUAGAAAUAAAAUAAAAUAAUGAUUUAUUUUAAAAUUAUGAUGUAUAGUAUUUACAAAAAAGGACAUACUAUAAAAUACCUUAUAGUUUUAUAGGUUAUGGAUUUUUUUAAAUUAUAAUUAAAUACUAAUAUAUUAUGGCUGUAAGAAACUGUUGCAUUGUUCACACCUUUUUCACUGCAAUUAGUGACAGUAUAUAUUCAAGUUUAUUAUUAAAUGCCCUUUUCAUGACAUAGCUGUUGUGAAAGAACCUGUUGUAAUUACUCAAUAUAUACCAGGUAAAUAAAAAUAUCCUACAGUAUACGUACAGAAGUAUAACUUGUAGGCUGAAAUCGUAAGCAUUACUGCAUUUUAUAAUAAACUGUAUAUUAACAACUAUAGACAUUGUUUUGUAUCACAUGUUGUGGCCUGUGCACAGUUUCUACGAAGCCUGUUUGUUUAGGAGGGCGUUGUGUUUGUGUGUGUUCUGCUGUGACGUAAGGAGUCUCACUGAGACCCUUGAGUUGUCACCCCCUCCCUAAUUUUAGACAACUUGUGCUUCCAGUCUGGCAGUCAGCAGGGACAGCACAUGACUUUAAGCCUGUGUUGUCUUACAAAGCAUUGGUCAUGCUUGUCCACCCCCAAGCCCAGCUGAACCAAUGAGAUUAAAGUACCGCAUGUGAGAGGGGUUGAAUUAAGGAUCAAAACACAGAAGAAAUAGUGCUUCUGACAGUUUGUCAAAAGUGGUGUACUGGAUUUAAAAAAAACAAAACAGAGACUUGGUUGAAAAGGAAUUGUGAAGACAGAAGAACUAGGUGUUGUGUUUCAGAUUCCUUUUGAAAAUGCGGCUGAGGCCUAAAUCAAUUUAAUCUCAAGAGUGACAUUUGGACUUUGACUGAUUGCCGCUCACCACAUCUGGUCAAACAUGGGUCGCUACCUCAACACCAACUUGUGUUCAAGUUCUGUGAACAAGACUUUGAGAUCAUACUGCAAAAUUAGGUACCUAAUGAGCCUUCUCAGAAAGUGCCCUCGUCUUUCCAAAGCACCUCUCAGCCUGGACCUCCACAGAUAUUCACUGCUGUCACCGCAUCCUCAUACGUCCAGAUUCACAAGAAAAGCUACUUUUAAAAAUUUAAACCACAGCGAUACUGGCUCUACCUCUGACCACUUCCUCAGACAUAUCACCAAAGAACUACAACAUCUCCAGGUGGUGCGUUUUUACUCGUCCUCCAAUAGAAAUACAUUCAAACCUGAAGCUCCAAUUGGGAUCUUUGAGGAGGCUCAGAACAGUUUUCUUUUUAGUUCACUGGGAGGACGCCUUGGUCAGUCAUUUAAUAGAUUGUCCAGACACAUUAACAUUUAUUUUAAGAGAAAGGAUGUUGCACCUCUGGCUGAAAACGCCAGCUUUGUUGUCACAACUCCAGAAUAUCUUGGCAGGUCACAGAGGCGUAGUCACAGUCAACGGGUGGCCAGAGAGCGAAAUAUAUCCGAGGGCAAAGACACAAAGCAGACCUUGAAGUACAAAGACAAACCGGAGAGCUCAGGAAUAAGUCCUUCAACACAGGACAACUCUGGACUGCAACUCUUUCACAUCAGCUCUUUGGCGACAACAUUCGGAGAGAGCUACAGUUACGUUGCUGGUCACAUUAACUCAGUCUUCUCACGCGGUUUUGCAAAAGUUCAAAUGCAGGAGGAUUUGGAAACCAUGUCGUCCACCAGAGGGAAAAGCAAGAAGCAGACGAAGAGAAAAAUGCUUAACACUUAUAUCAUAAAGUCUAAAGAAGCUGACGUGUCCCAAGUAAAAUUGGGUGCCGAUCAGGCAACAGUGGAACCUAACAAUAUCUCCAGCAGCUGGGAGGAGGGCUACCUCCACUUUGCAAGACACAUCAAUAAAUACUUUGGUGCCAAGGUUACCGAAGAGGUUGACCAAGAUCCGAAUAAGAGAGAACAACUCCCUGUGGGAAAGAACAGCCACUUUUCAACACAGUCUAGCUCACAAACUCAAGGUCCCAUGUCCCAACUGAAGCAAGACAAACCUAUCACCCAUGGAACUGGAGGUCUUUUCCACAGCAGCCCUAAUACGACUGACUUUGGGGAGAACCAUUUCCAAAUGGUGGGUCACAUCAAUCAGUAUUUCAAGGGUCAAAGUGAUUUGGAUGAGGACAUAGAUGAAAAUCUCCUAUCAGAGAUAGACCCUGGAUCUGCUACCUCUGAUAAACCGAAGCCUGCAUCCUUUAUGGACUACCUUCGCUACCCCACAAGCGCCAUCCCUGACUUGCUGGGUGCUUAUCUAAACCUGGGCCCCUUGACCCAGACUGGUAAGCCAAAACCUGCCAUGACUUCACCAGAGGCAAUGCUGAAGAAAAAGCUUGUCUGGAGUCGGAGGGAGGCAGAGGAAAUGACACAGCGGCUGAUUGUUACUCUGUCACAGGCUUCGUCCCCAGAAGCUCUGACUGCCUGCGUGGAGGCACUCAAUGAACACCUCAUCCAUUACCCAUCAUGCAAAGCUAUCAUGUGGCAGGAGAAAACUGCAGUCACGUUGUUGAGAAAGCGACGAACCUGCAGAGAUAACCAGGUGCUUCAGAGCGCCUUAAGAGAGAGCUUGGCUCUGAUCGGCUACGUGGAUCCAGUCAAAGGUCGUGGCAUUAGAGUGCUCUCAAUUGAUGGUGGUGGCACAAGAGGUGUGGUGCCUUUGCAGGUAUUAAAGCUACUGGAAGCUGAGACAGGCAGGAAAAUCCACCAGCUGUUUGACUACAUCUGUGGAGUGAGCACAGGUGCCGUUCUAGCCUUCAUGCUGGGUCUGGCCCAUUUUUCUCUGGAGGAGUGUGCUGACAUGUAUCGACGUUUUGGCUCAGAAGUGUUUCAGCAGAACCCGCUGGUUGGCACCGUGAAGAUGGGCUGGAAUCACUCUUACUACAGCACUGAGACCUGGGAGACAAUACUACGAGAAAAGAUGGGAAAUAGAGUACUUAUCAAAACAGCCGGAGAUGAGUUAAGUCCCAAGGUUUCAGCAGUCAGUGCAGUGGUAAACUGGGGCACCAGCCCAAAGGCCUUCGUCUUCCGCAACUACAACCACAAACCAGGCUCUCUCAGCCGCUACGCAGGAGGCUCAGUCUGCCAGAUGUGGCAGGCCGUGCGAGCAUCAUCAGCUGCCCCAGGAUACUUCGAGGAGUUCCCCUUACAAAGUGACAUUCACCAGGAUGGAGGAAUUAUCCUGAACAAUCCCUGUGCCUUGGCUGUCCAUGAGAGCCGUCUAUUGUGGCCCAACCAGCACUUCCAGUGUGUGCUGUCCCUUGGCACCGGUCGCUAUGACAAUGCCAAGAAGGGACCUGCCACUUCUACCAGCCUGAGGGCCAAAAUCAGCAACCUGAUCUGCAGUGCUACUGACACUGAAGGGGUCCACACCCUUUUGGACGAUCUGCUGGCUCCAGACGUCUACUUCCGAUUCAACCCCAUGCUGAGUGCUGUGGUGUCCCUGGAUGAGAGCCGGCCACGGGCCAUGGCCCAGCUGCAGAGAGACACCCAGAACUACCUGGAGAGAAACCGGCCUAAACUGGCCCGGCUCUGUUUGGUGCUCGGGGCGGAGCGCUCAGCUGCUUGCAGAACUAAGGACUGGAUGAGUGAGCGGGCCUGGGAGAUGAAGCAGAGAUGGGUGUGAGUAGGUAGGCUACAGUGGGUAUGUCUACAUGAAGACCCCAUAGGCUACCCCAUGCACAGACGCACACCUAUACAGGCUGUGGACAAAACAACAGAAACAUCUUAAAAUAGGCCUACAACAACCACCCUGAUGUACUGAUGCACCUUGGUUUGUUGGAAAUGUGUCCUCUUUAGCUACGCUAGCGCCGUGGCUCUAUGGAUGGCAAUGUCAGUCAGUCAGUUUGUCCACCACUUUGGUCCAGACUGAUUUAUCUCAACAACUAUUGGAUAGAUUGUCAUUCAAUUUUAUACAAACAUUCAUGGUCUCUAGAAGAUGAAACCCAUUGACUUUGGUGAUCGCCUGGUGAUUUCAUUUAGCGCAACCGUGAGGGGAUUUGGAGUGAAAUAUCUCGUCAACUGUUGAAUGGAUUGCCCUAAAAGACCUCAGAAUGAAUUGCAUUCACUUUAGUGAUCCCUUCAGGUCAAAAUGUGUAUUUGAGUUAGCAUUUUAGCACUUCCGGUUCCCUCAUCUGGAAGUAAAUGGUUUUUUUUAAUGGCUUUUUAGUUAGAUGCCUGAAAUAAGGUCUGUGGUUAACACAAAUUUAAGAGAUUGUAACGUUUUGUUCUGCAACUUCGUUAAAUUUGUCAGUAAAUAUCCCACUCGUGAAUUUUGAAGCCUUUAUGUGUUUUAAAAAAGGCGGUUGCUAACAAGUGGCUAAUCAUGCAACCGUGGAGUAGUUAGUUUAUAGCCUA